AUGGAGAGUCUUAUAUACCCGUCUUGUGCACCUGUGACUUCCUUAUCUUUGGUCUCCGUAUCAACAACUUCAGCCGAUAGAUGCCAGGUUAACAGCAGGAACUUGUCCCACCUGGAUGAUAUAUACAAGAACAGCAUUUUCUCUCACUCAUUUUCUGCAACACAGAGCCGGCAGAACCAGGAUGGCACAGAGACCCGACAGAAUUCAAAAUCCUCAAUAGACUCUGAUAUCUCAACUGCUUCCACAACAUAUUCCAAGUCUAGGUCAAACUCAAACUUGGUUACUCUUUCUCCCUCUCUGAAAACUGCCUAUCUCAUCAAAAGAGGCUCCUUCAAAAAACAACGAUCGUUUUGCAAUUCGAUAGAAGAUACAAUUUUCGACAGCAGCGGGUUUUCUUACUUUUCUCAUAGAUCUUCGAUAACAUCAGUAAGUUCUGUCGAAGGCAAUGGCCCACACCCACUCAUGGUACCAGAGUCCGUCAUCGACGACGACGAAAGUAAUAAAGACAGAUUCUUUACAAAGACCAGCGAGGAAAGUGACAACAUAGACUACGCUUCCUACACUCCACAAAAAGAGAUACUGAAGCCUCCUGAUGAACAAACUCCAUCAAGCCUUAAAAAAACUACAGAGGGGUUGUUACCUUUUUUGAAAAAACUGCAUGGUGCUAUCCAGAGAUCAUCAAAUUCCUUUUAUGAGCUGAAGCUCGCUCAACUAAACUUGAGAUCGACUGAGGAGGUUCCCUUGGAGACUUUUGCGCAGAAAUUUGAAGCUUUGCCUACGGCACACGAGAAUGUUGACCUGAAUCCAAAUCUGGUUGACUCAGAGAAUUUUCUUCCUCUUCAGCUGUGUGGCAAAACUAGGAGAAUAAGGGAACAUCGUGUCAAUCCUUACUAUUUGCUACAGUAUGCAUUGGAUACCUCAGUUAGAGAAAAGAAAUUGCUCAAUUGCAUUCCCAAUGAAGAAUUGGAUAUCUUCGAUAAUUUACUCUUGGAGAGAUACUCAGAGUUGUCCGAAUCCAUAACUUUUCCUUUGAAUGAACAAAUUUUUGACGAGAUGUUCUAUUUGAAACUCCAGUCUCAACUACAGUUUUUCAACAAUUAUGAAAAUGUUAACGAUGAACACAUAUACCAUCUUAAGCUGGCUUCGAUAGCGAGAUUCAAAUUAUGCGCAACCAUAACCUUACCACCCCGUCUGGAUGACGUCCCUAGCAUCAGUUCUCUAAUUGAUGAUAUCUACCCUACCGCCUCAUUGGAUACUUGCCACGUACCUUGGUUAAACAUAAUGGAUUUGAAGUCAGGAAAGGCUAUCAAUCGACUUACUCGAUCUGCUGGCCUCUUGAAGGGUUCAAAUAUUCAGUAUGUUUCAAAAAAAUGUUCAAGCAAACGUUGGGUUUGCGUGAAUAAUGAUCAAGUAGACAAGCAAUUUAUGUAA
Molecule: messenger RNA, 1431 nt
Organism: Pichia membranifaciens NRRL Y-2026
Lineage: Eukaryota; Fungi; Ascomycota; Pichiomycetes; Pichiales; Pichiaceae
Exons: 1
Coding region: 1-1431 (476 amino acids)
Source: RefSeq, a predicted model, not a curated record